Frieseomelitta varia is the source of this 8523-nucleotide messenger RNA. It is a transcript of the gene PHRF1, whose product is annotated as calponin homology domain-containing protein DDB_G0272472. The transcript is spliced from 15 exons. Lineage: Eukaryota; Metazoa; Arthropoda; Insecta; Hymenoptera; Apidae. The record is from RefSeq and is a predicted model, not a curated record. The coding region runs from base 240 to 7742 and encodes 2500 amino acids.
AAAUAGCGCAACGUCGCGAACGGCGUCGGCAGCCAAAAUGUCGGCAGUUUCUCAACUUUAAGCGUACCCUCUGUCAACAUUUGUAAAUCUCCAUCGAAGUCAACAUCGAAUCAGCCAAUAAUUAAAUCAUUAAUGAUGUAUGAUCGAUAUUAGAUCCUCUUGAUACAGUGAAAAAUCGGAAUCGUCAGAAUUUCGAAGGAUAUGUAAUAAGGCAGAUAUGAUUUUACAAAGAAGUUAAAAUGUCUAGUGACAGUAAUCAAACUCCUCAAUCUGGCAAGCGAAAAAAACUUGUCAAACUUGACAGUGAAGAUAGCGAUGAAUCUAUAGUGCAAUCUCGUAGAAGAAAAAAGACUUUUAAAUUCAUUAGUGAAGGUGAAACUAGUGAUGAAGAUAGUGAUGUUCAAAGACCUAUUCGAAUGAAACAUCAUAGAGUUAUUGCAGAUGAGUCAAGUUAUGAAAGCAGCAGUUCAAGUAGUAGUAGUAAAUACAAGCAAUUUGGAGACAGUAGUGAAACUUCAGAAUGGCAAUCAGACUGGAGCAGUUCAUCAGAAUUAGAAAAAAGAUCUGUGGCACGAAAAAUUCUGGGCAAACCAAAAGCUAAAAAACCUCAAAAAAUUGUAUCAGAUACAGAUACAGACAAUAAUGAUGAUCAAGUAGAAAAGUGUCCAAUUUGUUUACUUCCUUUUAAAAGGCAGGAAUUAGGCAGUCCUGCCUCUUGUGAACAUUGUUUUUGUUUAGAAUGUCUAAUUGAAUGGAGUAAAAAUAUAAAUACUUGUCCAGUUGAUCGACAAACUUUUACAGUAAUUAAUGUCAGAGAAAAACUUGGUGGUCAAAUUGUAAGAUGUGUCCCAGUAGAAGUUGCUUCGAGUGAGGAAGAAAAAUUGGAUGAUCUUACAUUUUGUGAAGUAUGUCAUCAAUGUAACAGAGAAGAUCGUAUGCUUCUUUGUGAUGGUUGUGAUCGUGGUUAUCAUUUAGAAUGUUUGACUCCUCCAUUAAAUGAAGUACCCAUAGAAGAGUGGUUUUGUCCAGAUUGUUCCCAGAAUAACCAAACUAAUUCAGAAACUGAGACAAUUAUAAAAUCAUUAGGUGAAGUCAUAAAUGUUUUGGAAGAAGCUCGCAGACUUGGUGUAUCUUAUGGAAGAAUUCGUAGUAAUAUACCACAAGAUUAUUAUCCAAGAAUUAUACCUCGCACUAGACAUACAGAACGUGUUAGAGCUACUAUCCGAAGAAGAAAUAGGCUAGAUGAUACGCAAUUAACUCAACAACUGACAUUUGAUCCAAAUCAACCUUCUACUUCAUCUGGUUUGGAGUCUUUUGGAGAUAAAAGUCAGAGUCGUUCUUCAAGCAAUGCCUCCAGUUCUUUAGGUUCUAGAGGUCGUAAUUGUUCAAACAAACAUUCUGGAAAAUCACGAAAAUAUAGAAGUAGUUCCAGCGAUUCCAGUGAUGAAAGUGUUUCCAGAAAGUCUCGAAGAAGAAUUAAUGAUAAAAAUAAUUCCGAAAAUUCGGGUAAUAAAUCUAGAAAGAAAAAUAAUAAGAGUCAGCAAUCUGGACGUAAUUCACGGAAAAGUGAAUCUAGAAAUAAUUCAAAAAAGUCAAGAAGAUCUAAAAAUGUUUCUAAUAGAGGAACUCUGUUGAAGGAAGUUAGAAUUACAGAAUGCAAUGAAAAUGGGGAGGAGGAAGAAAUCGUAACAUAUGUCAAAGUGGCGGCAGUUGAUUCUAAAAGAAGAAGAAAAACAAAAAGAAGAAAGAGAAAAAGUCAUAGACGUCGCGCUAGAACAGUAGCUAGUGUUUUAGCUACUAGUAAAAAACGACUUGCAGUUUCUUUGGGUAUUUGUAAGCCAUGUACUCCCAAAUUAAUACCUAAUGUUAAAAAUCGACCAAUUAUACCAGAAAGAUCUGCAUUAAGAAUUUCCCGACAUAAUGCUGGAAUCUCAAAUUUAAGUCUUCUUGGAAAUCAUUUAAAUCUGGAUUAUAGUCCUCCCGGAUCGGAUGUUGAAGAUUAUCAUGCAACUAUUGGUCCUACUAUAACUGUCCAGAGGCAUUCUGUAAUUUCUCCUCGAAGACACUUACGUUUAAAAAACAUUGUCGCUCCACAACAACCUCAGUUUGAUCUUUUAAGUAGUAUAAUACAUGAUCAGGAGAUUUGGCAUUCAAAAAAUAAUAACGUGACUUUAAAAGCUAAUGGACUUGUCUUGACAGAAAAAAAGGAAAAAUUAAAUGAUUUAAAUAAAGAAAAAUUAGCAGAAAAAGGGUUAUCCAAAAGCGAAAAAACAGAAUCGGUUAUAAAAGAUAGAGUUGAUACACCACUAGAAAUUUCGAGAGCCGAUGUUCCACUCGAAGUUUCUACUAUUAAUCCAGAAUCGAUUACACAGGCUCCAAUGUAUAAUAAUCCCUGUGGGGGAGGAAACAGAGGCAAUUUUAGAGGUGGUUACAGAGAUAAUACAAGACAUAGUCAUGGGGGGCAAAAUUAUGGAAGAGAUUCUUUAGGUGGAAGUGGAAGACAUAGUUAUGGAGGAAGUGGAAGUAAUUUUGGGAGAGAUUUUGGAUCACCUGCGUUUUAUAAUCCAAAUUUUGAACAUUGUGGACCUCCAAUGUUUGGAGGUAAUCCUCCAUUUAGAAAUCGAAAUCCUCAACAUUUCAGAAAUGAAAGAUUCCGUUUCAUGCCUUCAGGGAGACCACAGUUUAAUUUCGCUGAAGGAUUUUCUGAACAUCAUUCUUUUCCUGAAAGAUUCAAUCGUCCUAGAUCCCCACAAGCUGCACUUGAACGUUCUCAAAAUAAUAUGCCACCAAAUUUACCAGAAGACACUCCUAGGAGUGAUUCUGUAGAGCAACAAUCACAAAAUACUGAAAAUACCUCUGUUAGACAAGAAGAGGAUUGUGAUAUUUAUUGCGAUAUUGAAACAAAAUCUGAUGGAGAGCUUCAAGAUCAACAAAAUGGUUCAAUGGCUUUGUUACCACCACCAGAGCCUCCAUCAGGACUUUUAGAUUUCGAAGAAAAUUCUAGAAGUGAUAAAGAUAGUGAUCAAGAAUUAGUUAUUGAUGAUAGUCAAAAAGAAGAUACCCCAAAAAAUGAUAAAUAUGAUCCUUUUUCUGUAGAUAGCGAUAGUGAUAGUGAAACAAAGAAAAACGAAGAAGUUACAGAAGGGAAGAAAGAACAAAUUGUGAAAAACGUUGUACAAACAGAAACUCCAGAUACAUCAAUACGUUUAUCAACUUAUGACGACGAGGAAGAAGAAGAUUCUCAAGCUGAUUGUCCAAAUUUCUCUAUUUAUUCAUCGCAAACAAUUGAUGUAGCUCGACAUACCGAACAACAAUUAUCUCAACAAAUAGGACCACUUGAACCGCCUCCUCUUCCUCCUUCGAUUCCAGAUGAUGACGAUGUCAUUGUUGGCGAUAUUCAGGCUUGCGAUCUAAGCGAUAUUCCAGAGCCUUCAGAUCCUUACGUUGAAGCUUUGAGAAAAGAAAGACAAACUUUAAGUAAAAUUCCACCGAAAAAGAUUUCUCACGAUAGCAGAGGAAAGAUUACAUUCAAAAUUGGUACUAAAUUGAAGAUUAAUAAUAGAUUGUUAGGAUUACAAGAGGAAGAAAAAGAGACUAUUGAUGAAAAGAAAAAAGAAACCGAGCCUGCAAAAGAAGAAGAAACUUCGGUUGAUCGCGAAGAGGAACGAAAAAGAAUUGCCAAGAACAAAUAUGAAGAAGAAGUUCAAUUGAAAGAAGAUAAGCAAGAAGAUCCGCAAGAACUUUUAACACCUUCGGAUUUGAAAGAAAAAAACGCAGAUGAAAAUGAAAAAGAAAAAGAAUGGAUAAGUUCGUCUAAAAAUGACACAAUUGAAAAAGAUUCAAAUGUAGCUGUUUCUCCAAAAGCAACCAUGUUGUCUCCUAAGAAAUUAGAAAAUGAAAUAAGCAGCGAAUGUCUGUCGGAAGAAACAAAUGAAAUCUUUGCUUCGCUUCAGAAGACAUUAAAAGUCGAUACUAAAGAAGAAGAUGCAAAAGAUCCAAAAAUUAAAGAGGAACAUGAUGUAAUAAAAGUUAAAGACUAUGAGAGUGAAAAAGACGUUAAAGAAAAGCGACAUAUUAGUAAGGAUGAAGAUGAUGAUGAUGAUGAUAAUGAUGAUGAUGAUGACGAUGAUGAAGAUGAUGAUGAUGAUGAUGAAGAAGAGGAGGAAGAGGAAGAAGAGGAGGAGGAGGAAGAAGAUGAUGAUGAUGAUGAAGAAGAAGAGGAGGAGGAGGAGGAGGAAAGAUUCCCCAUAGAAAAAGAAAAAUCGAACAAAAAAGAUACAAUUGAAGAAGAUGCUGAUAAGAACACAUGGGAAUCUGAUGGAGCUUAUACUCCUUGUAAAGACGAACUUCCCUUAAAGGAAACGAAAUCUUCUUCCGAACAGUUACCACCCAUUGAAAGUGGAUUGGAACCAAUUACACCAACAAAAGAUAAACCUGACGAUUUAGAUAGCUGUAGGACACCAGUAGAUUAUAAUGUCUUGGGUACAGAAGCUAUAUCUGAAACAGAUGAAGCAAUCAAUUUUGAAGAUGAAUUAACGUUGUUGAGUUUACGAAAGGAGAAAGAAAUGGAAGAUGGAGAAAUUGUUGAAGAAAAAACUGCGAAAGAAAAUGAUAAAACUGAAAAGGAAAAAGAAGACGAAAAGAAGCAAAAGAAAAAGGAAAAGAAAGAGAAAAGCAAGGAAACAGAAAAAAAUAAAGAAAAUAUUGCUUCAGAAAAUCAAGUAGCCUGGAAGAAACUUUCAAAAAGUACGAAAGAGAGGUCUUACAGAGAUAAAGAAAAGAGAUCAAAAUCGAAGGAAAGAGAAAAAUUAAAGAAAAAGAAAGAAGUGGUAAAGAAGAAAGAAAAAAGGAAAGAAUUACCCAGAUACGAUGUUAGGAAAAUAGUUGCUGAAAGACCUUCAAGACCUAGAAAGGAUGAAUACGGAAGAGAUAUCAGAGAAAAAUCGAGACAGAGAAGUAGGUCUAGAAGCUGUAGUUCAUCCAAACGUUCUAGAUCGUAUUCCAAGCUCCGUUCAAGAAGCAGAUCUAGAACUAGAUUACAAAGAUCGUGGUCUAGAGAUCGUAGAUCUUAUUCUAAAUCUCUUUCCAGACGACGAUCUCUUUCACGUGGAAGACGUAAAUCUCCGAAAAGAAGAUCGACCUCUAGAAGAAGAUCUUCCUCAAGAAAACGAUCCAUAUCUAGAAGAAGAUCGAGAUCUGUUUCUCGAAAACGAAGAUCCUUAUCAAGAAGAAGAUCCAGAAGAUCGAUCUCCAGAUCAAGAAGAUCUUUGUCAAGAUCGAGGCAAAGAAGAUCUAUAUCAAGAUCCAGAAGAUCUUUAUCCAGAUCUCGCGAUAGACGUAAGGACAAGAAAAAGUACAAAUCUCGAAGUCGGUCGAGAAACAGGAAGAAGUCCCGUUCAAAAUCGCCUAGAAAAUCUUCGAAAUCCAGAGAGAGAAAGCAUUCAAAGAGAAAAGCGCAAAGUAGAUCAAGGUCAAAAGGAAGAUCUUGUUCUAGAAAUUGGGAACAAGUUGAUAAAAUCGUAGAACAAGAGUUCUCUAGGGAAAGGGAAGAAAGAGAGUCUUGGAGUGCACAGUGGACACCAUCUUGGUCGAGAUCUAGAUCAAAAACACCACAACACGUACAACAAGAGCCAAUUACUUCUAGAGAAUGGUCGCCAAUGUUGGAUAACGUUUCUGUUCCACCAAAAAAUCUAACUGUAAUUUUAACAAACAAGGAAGCUAUUAAGAAAAAGAAGAAAGAACGGAAAAAGGAAAACAAGAAAACAAAAGAUGAAAAGAAGAGAAAGGGAAAGAGAAACAGGACUCCUCCACCAUCAAAAGAGGUUUUUGCCAGUGGGGAUAAUAUCUUAGUUAGCGUGUGUUUCAAUAAGGAUAAUGAAAACGAUCAGACAGGAGUACCAGAACUUUCAGAAACGAUUCCUUUAAUUCCUCCUCUGAAACGACGCCGUAGGGAAUCUCUUCAAACUGAUCCGCCGAAACGAUCAAAAAAGGAAAAGUCGAAGGACAAGCGCUCGAAAUCUCCAAAGCCUAAGAAGGAUAAAAAGAAAAAAUCGAAAGCGGCUGAAAUUGCAGCCACGAAGAAACCAGUCGCUGUAAUUGAUUUAGACCAGUCCCCAUUCCGGGAACAAACUCCAUCUCCCAGAGACGUGAUAGUUCUUAGUGACGAUGACGAUAAGCAAAUUCAACAAAUUAUGCCGGAUCAGUGUCAACCAUCUCAAAAUUCUCCGCCACGAGAACAAUUUAUUUCUCAGGGCCCAAAAACACCACCAGAGCCGCAAAUAAAAUUCUCAAUAAACAAGCAGAGCAGUAACUUACGGCCGUCAAUGUUAAAUCCACUCUUAGACGAGGAAGAGGAGGAAGAAAUGGAUGAAAGGGUCGAAGAGGAAUUAGAGAUGAGAGCACAAGAGGAAUUAGAAUUAAGAUUAAAAAUUGGACCAAAUACUCCUCCAGAACCUCCAACAUCUCCACCAACUAGUCCAGAUGCGUAUGAUCCAUUUGAUCCAACAAAAUCCAGAUCGCCGACACCUGACGUAAGUCAAGAGGCAAAUUCCAGCGAUGAAAGGGGAAGGUCGCCGAGGAAACACGAUUCUGCGGAUGCCAAUAUUCUCGAAGAGGAAAAUUUGCAGAGCCAAGAAAGGCAGAGUCAAGAAAAGCAAUUAGAGAAACCCAAGAUUAUCUCUAUGGUUACGAUCAAGAGAGCUUCUCCGCAAAGGGAUGACGUUAACGAUAAUGAGAACAAUAAGGAUACGGCAGUCUCAACUGGAAAUUUAGAGGUACAGCAGAGUCAGCAAAACGUGCAAAAUCAAAAUAAUCCUUUCGCGGUGAUGAAUCCUGUACUAGCUACAGUAGCUGCAGCAGUACAGAGAAGCGGAGUAUUCAAUGCGUCAAAUUCGAAUAGUAAUCAACGUAACUUGUUACAGUCGAACCGAAUUUCACCGAAUAAUCAGCAAAAACAACGUUCUGGCGAUCGUUCGCAGGCACCUCCGGUUUUUACGAAUUCAGGAAAAUCCUCGAGAAGUUCGAAGUCCGGACAGACGAAAACCAAUGGACAAAAUGGGAAUGAUACUUGCACAGAAGCAGUGGACAACGUGGAUAUGUCUUCUCCUUAUUCGCCUGGAUCGACGCUUAGCGAUGGAAUUUUCGAUCCUCCGAGUCCUACGAAUUAUAACAAUUCGCCAGGAGCUGGUACAGGAAGUGGAACAGCACCUGUUGGAUCUCAACCUACGAAAACCAAUAAUUCAAAAACGGUAAAAUCCACCGAGAAAAAAGAUGCUUUCGAUGCACUUUUUGGUACUUUGCCAGUCAGUAAAACUACCACUAAAUCGAGUAGAAGCAAAAAACCUCCGAAAGAUAAGAAAAAGAAGACGACGAAUCCAAAAGUCGGUGUUAGAAUGGAUGAAAACCAGCUUCAAAUAUUAGAUGAUCUUCCAAGUUCUGCGGUUGAAAUGCAAGUCAAGGAUAAGUUCCUAAAGAAAUUAAAUCGUCAAGAACGAGUGGUCGAAGAAGUGAAAUUAGUUCUGAAACCACAUUAUACAAAGAAACACGUAACGAAAGAGGAGUACAAGGAUAUUAUGCGAAAAGCAGUACCUAAGAUAUGUCAUAAUAAAACAGGAGAAAUCAACCCAAAAAAGAUUGCCCACUUAAUAGAAGCUUAUGUCAGGAAAUGCAGAAGUAGCAAAAAGAAAACUACUGAGAGUUCCUCUGUGAAGGCCUCUAAACCAGCAAAAAUUUUGUGGAGUUGAUCACGAGUCAGCUAGGUGUCUGUUCAAUUCCUUUCAAUUUUAUAGUUCAGAUGAUCGUCGUGCUCGAUGAGCGGUGAGUGAGCUUUGACAGCUAAUCUCCUCUUCGAUGAUGCGAUGUACGUUGUAUUCUCUGUAAAUACGUAAUUAAUUCAUUUAUUAAUCGAUUGGUUGAUUGGUCAAUUGAUUACUUGCUAAAUUGAUUGAUUGAUCGAUUAACUUUUAAGAAUACCAUCUAUUAUUUAUAUAAACAAUACCCUUCGUUUCAUCAGGGAGUCCAAUUGUCUCUACGGAAGAUCCAUGAUUCAUACAAUGUUAAAUUAAAUUUUGGUCUAAUUUUAAAAACUUCAGCAUUUUACAUCUAAAAUUACUAUAAUUUAUAUUUAUUUGAAUAUUUAAUUACAGAACUAAUUCAUUUUCCAUAUAAAUUGCAAACAAUGUAGAUUUUUGUGUUCAUUUUUUCUGAGUUAUUAUGUACACUUCAAAUGAAUGUAAUUGCAAUUGACAAUCUAAAUCAUCAAAUAUUUACUUUCUAUUUCUUACUUCAUAUCAUAAAUUUUACAAAUCUGUUAUUUUUAUCUAUUUUUUAAAAAAAAAUUUCAUAUUAAGAAACGUUAUUACUCAAGUUUCUACUACAAUUUGCAGUAUUGUUGAAAUGAAUGAGUAUCAAGACAUGUACAGUUAAAAUUUUAUGAAAAAGGAAAUAUAAAAAAUUUUAUAUGAAUAUUUAUGCUAUUAUGAGAAACAUUAAUAGUAACAUUAUUUUUUAUGACACCAAUAUUUA